GUCUGUGACAUGUUGAAUGAGAAGUUCAGUCCACACAUCUAGCUAAACGCAGCGCUGAGUGUCUGUUAGACCUGCUGGUAUGAGCCCAGAUAUCCUUACCCUGUUCAUUAGCUUGAAUUAAACUACACUGAGUUGUGUGUAAAUAGCUGAUUAAAUCUUCAUGCUUCAGUUAGGUAGCCAGCCAGUCAGCUUACACUGUACAGUACAUGAGGUUAUCAGUUACCUUACAGUGUCAUGUAACCAACCCUGAACAAACCCUUUUUUCCAUCUCUCCAUUCACAGGAAAUAAAAGUUUCAUUCAGGUCUGGUGAUGUAAUCGUAGGGGGAAAAAAUCAGAUAAAGUAGAAGCAGAAAAGGAGUAACAUAUUUGGGGUAAACUUCCUGAGAGAGCAGGAGAGUGAAAGAGAAAGGUAUGGGUCUCACAGGAUACAAAGAAAAAACAACUUUAAAAUGUUCGGUUGAAGUGAUAAUGGUAGUCCAAAGUAAUCUCUUCCAUGAGUGAAUGGAUGUGUGCUGCGUGUCGUACAAAUUUCUUUGAAGUGAUUUUUUUUCCCCUUUAUUUUCUUUUGCAGCUGAGGUUGUUCUUAUUUCUGGUGUACCUAUUGUAAAUAUUCUUCUCUUGCUAGACCUUUUCCACCCUUCUGUCCCUUUGCACUGUAUAUUUCUAAGCUUGUAUAUAUAAAGACUGAGUUGAUACAGCCUUUUUUUCUCUUCAAGCUCUUGUCUCUGUAAAUGAAAGACAAUGAUCGUCACUCAUGCCCCCCGUCUUUACUGUGAUUGAGGCCUUGUAUAAGCUUUAGCCCCUGAAGGAGUUCUGUGCAGUAUCUAUCGCACCUCUCUGUCCUCCUCUUGAAACCACCAGACAGAGGAGAGAAGCGACAAUGAUUCUGUAUUUUUAUUUCCAGCAUAAAUGUCUGCCUGUUCGCGCUUCAAAUUAGACUGAGUCAUGAAGAUACUCAGUGGUGGACGGGGCAUUUCAGCUGAAACCACACUCUUGCUAGGCUUCAAUAUGUACUGACUUGAAUAAAAUCCAGAGUUUCAAUUCAACUGGGGGGGAGGUAUUUUAUUUGGUGACUAUCACUUGAAUUGCGCUGUUUAGUUAAUUUGCGCUGUUCAGCUGAUACUUAUGCCUUAUUUUCAUUUACCUACACAGCUACUGCCACUUUCAUAAAGCAUUAUCUUUUAACACCUUUAUGCUGUUUUUUUUUUUGAUGAAUUGGAACAUUGUCAGUGGAGAAAAAAGGACUUGAGCUCAUCAGAUUUUAUCUGAAAAUGGUUUAUUUUAAUAUCCUGUAGUUUUGGCUCUUUGAUUUUGUUUCUUUGCUAAUUUCACUGCUUUUCACUCACAUGGCUUCGAUCAGAAACACUUGCGUGUCUUUCAACACCUGCUGUGUCUAAAAGGGGCACCAAAAUGACACUCUUCUCCCUCUGUGCAGUGUUUUUAUUGAAACUGUCUGGCACUGAUAGCAGUGUAUCCACAUACUGAGAAGUGCAUGCUGUUGUUCAAAGCCUCUUGUCUCAUGUUUUUGUCUGAUCAUGUAACUUGUUGUCUUUUCUGCCCACUUACAAACUCAGCUAAGAACAGUUCAUUCAGGCAAACUGAGUAUCUCGCACAUAAAGUUGUUGAACAGAUACAUUGUGAAAAUGUAACUUUACUGUCAGUACAGUGUCUAGCACUUCAUUUGAGUUGUGAUGUGUUACGACGUUUCAUGUUACAUUCACACACUGUAACCUGUGUGACUGUUAUCCACCCGUAUCACUUUGCUGUGCUCACAUUAUGCGGAGAGAAAUCUAGAUUCUUAUAAACAUCUUUUCCAUUCUAAACAGUCAUUUAUGCAGUUUAACACUUGAAUUUACCUUGUAAGUGAUUUAUUUUUUUUGACCAGAGGACGAGUUUGACAGAAGAUGCUGAUGGUCUGUGUUGAAUGACUAUCACUGCUGUUCUCAUCAACGCUGUAUCACAAGUGUCAAAUCCUUUCUGCUGUGAUAAACAUGCAUACAUUUAUUUGUCACUGUGAAUAUUUUCAGAAUUUAAGGUGACCAGCAGUUAGAAUUCAUUUUGCAAACACUAUCUUAGUAUAAGCAAUAAGGAAGUUUUGUUUUUGUUUUUUUUUGUGAAUGACUUGCAUCCCCUUCCACACAUAAACAGAAUACACAUUUGUUUGCACCGUUUGACUGUUAGAAGGUGGUGCUCUGUUUAAAUUGCACAUGAAGCCUUUUUGUGCAGCUAUUUUUUCCCCCUCAUACAAACCCUCUGGGUCAGAUGUCUUUUGGGACAGAGGACUGAUUUAGGCUCUUUAUGUUUGCAUGUCUGCAUAACAUUUGCACACCACAUUAUAGUAUCUUAAAGUUACAGAAUAAUGGUAGUGCUGCUUCAUUCAAUAGGUAUUUGUGUAUUACGCAGACACGCAUUUUACUUCACAAUUAACAUACAAUGGGUAAUAUAGUAUCUGUGAUGAAUGAGUAACAACUCUUUGGGAAAUAACAUUAGCUCUUUAUAUAAUCUUAUUAAGUAAUAGGUUAUUUUCAUUGUAUGUACCUGUAUUAAUCAGGUUAUUUGAUAUAUGGAUGAAUUAACUCUAAUAUCUAGUAUUUAAAAGAUAUAUGUCCCAUUAUGCCCAACCGUAUAUGCUCAUUGAAGAACUGAUUCAUUAUGAUUAGUACUAGUAAGGCAGAAAACAUCUUUAAUAGGCACUUACCUGUAAGAGGUCAGUUAGUGUAUUUACAUCAAAACACUUGUUUAUAGACUAGCUUUCAGAUAAAACACCACAGGUGUUUUUAUUGCUGAAAAAGGGGAGAUCUGUGAGUGAAUACAGCACAAUCUGGACAAUAAACUAGUUCAGAUGUCAGAAAUGUGGUCACUAAUAGAAGUAACAUUGACACUUAUUUACAUGUAUCAUUUAUGUGCGCAGAUGCUUUGAUAGGGAAUACUGUUGGAACUGUAGGUGGAUCUUUUUUUUUCCUGAAAGGGCUGUAGCGCCACCAAGUGGCCAUUCAGUGGUACUUCAGUUUACAAUUUUUUCAGGUUGAAAAUACUCGGUCUCGUUUGCCAACAUUUGACCAUUUGAAUGGAAAAUAUUACAACUAUUUUCACGUUCCCGAAUAGAAUUAACAAUGUUGUUAAUUGAUGAAUUAUUUAUGUUAUUACAGAGUAAUUACCUGUUUUAAAAUGUAAUGAUCACUGCGCACAGAUACUGAAUUUGAUCAUGUAUAAAGAAUCAGCGCGUUUUUGUAACAUUUUUCACAGAAUUGGCUCAGAGUUUGCCAGAAGGUAUAUUUUAAACAGGAUCGUGUAUUUGUUUCAUUUAUUGAUAACUGAUCUUGUAAAGAGUGCUUCGGUACUCACACCUUUUAAAUGCGGUUAUAAACCUGUUUUCCCUGAUGGAUGGAGCAGUGUCGGUGUCUGUGUUUUUAAGUAUUUAAGGUUAUUCAUCAGUGAGCGGCUCAGAUGAGCUGUUUUGCUGGUGCGUGUGCUUCUGUUGGCCUUAAACGCAGUAUGUGUUACUACUUAACAUUUCAGAAACAUCUGACACAAAUCCCCUGACCUGACUGUAAACAGCUGUGGGCGUUAACAUCGCACAAUUUUCAGUCAUCCCUAGAAUAACUUGAGUGUCCCGUUCAUUAUCCACAGUUCCUCUGUCGAUGCGCGUUCUGCUCUAGACGCUCAAGGACGCGCACGGUGUUUUACGUCAGCGUCACUAGGGCCCGCCCCCUCACUCAUCUUUAGCCAAUCGGCGUCACCGUUGCUCUCCUUAUGCGUGCUUCCGGUGUAAUGGCGGCUUGUAGUGAAGGGGACAGUAGUGUGGAAUAUGUGGAUAUGUGCGUGUGUUUGUAGGCAGGUGGUUUUGGGAUGGCGGUGACACAGCUGUUCAGACUGGUUGUCUGUCGGGCGCCAGCUCGAGCGGCUGUCCGCGUGCAGAGGAGGUACAGCAAGGUUUCCCCCAUUGUAUCUGAGCAUCUGCGAGUGUUUGAGGCACUCAGAGAGAAGCAUAUAAACAGAGCCCGAGUCGAGGCCUCAGAAAAGCCCCUCACUAUUCACCUGGAUGACGGUCAGACAGUCAGAGGAAAAGCUGGUGUCACAACUCCACUCAGUGUUGCCCAGAGUGUCCGUGUAAAAGGAGCGCUGGUCAGUAAGGUGAAUGGGGAGCUGUGGGAGCUUGGACAGCCGCUGCAGGCAGACUGUGAACUAAAACUGCUGGGAUUUGACACAGUUGAGGGCAGACAGACGGCAUGGAGGACCGGGAUGUGUGUCCUUGGUGGAGUGCUGGAGGGAGUGUUUGGUGCUGAAGUAUGCAGAGAAGGUGUGUCAGAGCUCGGCCUUUACUGUGACCAUCUCCUGGAGAACAGCGCCCUGUCACUGACCGAUGUGGAGGAAAGAUGUAAGGAGAUUGCAGCUCUUAAACUGCCUCUUUCCAAAUUGGAGCUGAAUCCAGAAGAAGUUCAAGAGCUCUUUCAGAACAAUAAGCUCAGACUGCAGCUUGUUGAGGAGCAGAUGAAUGGCCCCAUCAUCACAGUAUACAGAUGUGCCGACAACAUAGGGGUCUGUAACGGACCCCUCCUUCCACACACUGGACUCCUCAAGAUCUUCAAGAUGCUCCAGCUGUCGCCUGUGACACUGUCCAAUCAGACGGAGUCCUCAGGUUUGAUGCGUCUGUUAGGUGUGGCGUUUCCAGGCGGGAAAGAGAAGGAGGAGUGGGAGAGGGAGCAGGAAGAGGCACGGAGGAGGGACCACAGACGCAUUGGAAAUGACCAGGAGCUGUUCUUUUUUAAUGACGUCAGUCCAGGCAGCUGCUUCUUCCUGCCCAAAGGAGCCCACAUCUACAACACCCUCACAGACUUCAUCAAGAGUGAAUACCGAAGGCGAGGCUUCACUGAGGUUGUGACCCCAACUUUGUACAGCACUGCAUUAUGGGAGCGCUCUGGCCACUGGGAGCACUACAGCGAGAACAUGUUCACUGUGACGUCGGAGGGAUCUCAGACCUACGCACUCAAACCCAUGAACUGCCCUGCACACUGCCUCAUGUUUGAGCAGCGUGUUCGCUCAUGGAGAGAGCUUCCAAUUCGUUGGGCUGACUUUGGGGCACUACAUCGUAAUGAACUCUCCGGAGCUUUAGGAGGUCUCACUCGGGUUCGCAGGUUUUGCCAGGACGAUGCCCAUAUCUUCUGCACACCUGAACAGCUGGAGCAAGAGAUUGUGGCGUGUUUGGAUUUUGUCAGGUGUGUUUACGAGGUGUUUGGCUUCUCCUUCCACUGUCUGCUGUCUACACGCCCUACACCGUGUCUAGGAGAGCCUGAACAGUGGGACAACGCUGAACAGCAAUUGGAGAGGAGUUUGCAGCACUUCGGUGAACGCUGGGAGUUGAACCCAGGAGAUGGAGCCUUCUAUGGACCAAAGAUUGACAUCCAGAUUAAAGAUGCUAUCGGCAGACAACACCAGUGUGCGACCAUACAGCUGGACUUCCAGCUGCCAAUCAGAUUUGAUCUACAGUAUGUUGGGAAAGAUGGCCAUUUGCAUCGGCCGGUGAUGAUCCACCGAGCAGUGUUGGGAUCAUUGGAGAGAAUGUUUGCUAUACUGGCUGAAAAUUUUGGAGGGAAAUGGCCGCUGUGGCUGUCCCCGGCGCAGGUCAUGGUCAUUCCUGUGGUGGGCAGCAGUGAGUCAUAUGCCAAGCAGGUGGUCCAGCGGUUCCGAGAAGCCGGUUUCAUGGCUGAUUUCAAUGACGACCAGGGGGCCACCUUAAAUAAGAAGAUUCGCUCUGCUCAGAUCACCCAGUAUAACUACAUAUUUGUGGUGGGGGAGAAGGAGAGUGAGACGGGGACAGUGAAUGUAAGGAGCAGAGGAGGGAAACAACUGGGGAGGCGUCCCAUAGAGGAGGUGAUGGCAUCCCUCAUACAGCUACGAGACUCCAGGAGCAACACGGAUGAAUUUUAAGAAAAAGUUCUGGAAAUAAUGUAUCACUGAUGUAAUAAAUAUUUGUUUGUUUGUCGAAGCUGUUUAAAGUUGUGCCUGAGAAUGUGGCUGCUAUAUUUGUAAUAAAAGUUUCUAAAAAUGUG
Molecule: messenger RNA, 6051 nt
Organism: Sphaeramia orbicularis (orbiculate cardinalfish)
Lineage: Eukaryota; Metazoa; Chordata; Actinopteri; Kurtiformes; Apogonidae
Gene: tars2
Product: threonyl-tRNA synthetase 2, mitochondrial
Exons: 19
Coding region: 3851-5929 (692 amino acids)
Biological process (GO): threonyl-tRNA aminoacylation; mRNA 3'-end processing
Cellular component (GO): cytoplasm; mitochondrion
Molecular function (GO): RNA polymerase II complex binding; ATP binding; threonine-tRNA ligase activity
Source: RefSeq, a predicted model, not a curated record